AUGUCUAAACACAGUUUUAACCAUAAUUCGCCAGCUCUGGGAUGCAAAAAACAAAGGCUUGAUAAGAACAACAACAGUGUGGAAGAAGAAAGCGUUCCAGCACCUUCUAGUGAUAUUUCUCACCCAUUAGUCCGGCGUGAAAUGUGCCUUUAUUGUUUUGACGUACUUCAUAGGCAGCUAUUUAAUCAGGAUCCUCCACCCCAACCCAGAACUUUCCCAAAUCAUGCAUAUCCCUUAUUUGUUACCUGGAGUUAUGGUAAAGACCAACGUCUUCGUGGCUGUAUUGGGACCUUUAAGGCAAUGAACUUGUACACUGGCCUUCGUGAAUAUGCGUUAAACAGUGCAUUACGCGACUCGCGUUUCUCUCCGAUUACGCAAAAAGAAUUUCCCCACCUCUAUUGCUCCGUCUCCUUGCUUACAGAUUUCGAGGAUGCCGCUGAUUACAAAGAUUGGCAGAUCGGCGUUCAUGGAAUCCGAAUAGAGUUUCUAAAUGAGCGUGGGUCUCAACGUUCUGCAACAUACCUUCCAGAAGUUGCCGUUGAACAAGGUUGGAAUCAUCAGGAGACAAUUGACUCUCUGCUCAGGAAAGGCGGCUACAAGGGAUCCAUCAACGAGGCGGUGCGCUCUUCGGUGCGUCUGACGCGAUAUCGUAGCGAUGAACUACAACUACAUGCCGGCGACUACUUCGCUGAACAGGCCAAUGGUUAUCGCGUGUAG
This is a messenger RNA of Echinococcus granulosus, 717 nucleotides long. Its product is annotated as AMME syndrome candidate gene 1 protein. The record is from RefSeq and is a predicted model, not a curated record. The transcript is spliced from 5 exons. NCBI's taxonomy places the organism in Eukaryota, Metazoa, Platyhelminthes, Cestoda, Cyclophyllidea, Taeniidae. The coding region runs from base 1 to 717 and encodes 238 amino acids.